This is a messenger RNA of Chara braunii, 1239 nucleotides long. NCBI's taxonomy places the organism in Eukaryota, Viridiplantae, Streptophyta, Charophyceae, Charales, Characeae. The record is from the annotation of a GenBank genome assembly.
GCAUAGCUCGGCGUCGUCGGCGAUAAUCGGCUUGCUUUUUGCAGCCCUCUGUUCAUCGUUAGAUAUCUCUCUUCUCCAUAAGAUUCUGUGUGCCCACGGUUGGCAAUAGCAGGCUAGAAGCGAAGAAUCCAUCCAUCCAUCGAUUGAUUGCACCAAGGUGAGGUGAAAGAGGAAGAGGAAGCCAAAAUGGAGGAGAAGCCCACGUUGGCUGGCAUCGAGGUGGCCAAUGUCAACCCUUUGGGCCUGACUGCCUUUGCGCUCACCGCAUUCACCAUGUCCAUGUUCACCACGGGUCUGCUGCCGGAGUCUGUCAGCAACGUCGGCUUGGCGAUGGGCUACUUCUUCGGCGGGGCGGGCAUGCUUCUUGCGGGGGUGUGGGCGUUCUUUGCACGCAGCACCUUCGGCGCCACGGCCUACUGCUCCUACGGCUUCUACUUCCUGUCGUACACCUACUACAUGGUGGAGAUGGAGAAAGACGCGGCCAACCCCGACAAGACCCACGUGGCGCUGGGGGUGUUCCUACUGGGGUGGACAAUCUUCACGAUCUGCAUGACCAUCAUCUCCUACAGGACGUUCCGCGCUCUGUUCAUCAUGUUCGUCUUCCUGACGUUCGAUUACUUCUUCAACAUGGUAGGCGCAUGGGCGGACUCGAAGAGCGCCACCAAGGCGGGAGGCUGGUUCGGCCUGAUGGCAGCGGCGACGGCCUUGUACUGCGCCAUGUCCAUAGUCGUAACGGACACGUGGAAGGAGGAGGUGCUGCCACUAGGACACUACAAGGGUUAACAAUCUCCACUCACUCUUCCAUUAACCUUUUUCUGUGUACAACAUACAUAUACAUUGCUGACUCAUCAUAUUCCUCUGCGUCGUACGGCGAGUUACAAUUAAUUUAAUUAAUUUAAUUAAUUACUCUUCUAGUCGGAAUUAAUCAGUCGUCAUCAAAGAUAGAGGUAGACCGUAGAGGUAAAGAUUCUAAAGAGCCGUGCCAGAAGGUGAUAUACCCAUUCACGGUUGCAGCGGACUAGAGCCUUCCCCCGAACACAACGCACCCUCAUUUUGCCUGCAGCGGACCGGAAAAAUGGCUUGUAUACAUUCAUUAUUCGUGUGCGUCGUGUUCUGGCGAAGACGAUGGGACUCUGAUUCGUUGAGCUACAGUUAAUAAGUCGGAGCAGAGACAGGUACGCUACACGAUGAAAAGUCGCAGCAGAAGAGUCCAGCGGCUCGGCGCGCGCUGCCACCUGC